Microdochium trichocladiopsis is the source of this 1182-nucleotide messenger RNA. Its product is annotated as membrane dipeptidase. The transcript has 2 exons. Gene Ontology annotation, molecular function: metallodipeptidase activity. Gene Ontology annotation, biological process: proteolysis. Bases 1 to 1182 code for a protein of 393 amino acids. The record is from RefSeq and is a predicted model, not a curated record. NCBI's taxonomy places the organism in Eukaryota, Fungi, Ascomycota, Sordariomycetes, Xylariales, Microdochiaceae.
AUGGAGAAAAGCCCGCUGGUCGACACGCACAUUGACCUGCCCCAAGUCCUGCGCUCCCUAGACCGCUAUCCUCUCAAUGCCAUCCGCAGCAUCAACGCCUCAGUCCCGGGACACGUCGACAUCCCGCGUCUGCGCGAGGGCCGACUGGGCGGGGCCUUCUGGACCGUGUGGACGCCGUGCCCGGAGCUCGUGGGCGACGACCCGGGCCCGGACUUCAACAACCCGACCCACGCGCUCCGCGACGCCUUCGAGAUGCUCGACCUGAUCCAGAACAUGAUCGCCCAGCACCCGGAGCACCUGCAGCUCGCGCGCUCGUCCGCGGACAUCACGGCCGCGUUCCGCGCGGGCAGGAUCGCGUCCCUGCUCGGCAUGGAGGGCACGCACUUUCUCGGCAACUCGCUCUCCUCCGUGCGGGUGUUUGCCCAGCUGGGUGUGCGCUAUCUAACCCUCACGCACGUGUGCCACAGCGCCUUCGCGUCGUCGAACGGUGGCGGGGGACCCAUGACGGCGGCGCACGAGGGCAACGGCCUGAGCCCCCUGGGCGACGAGCUGGUCCGGGAGCUCAACCGGCUCGGGGUCAUGGUCGACCUGUCGCACACGUCAGACGCCACGGCCCGGCAGGCGCUGAGGCUGUCCCGCGCGCCCGUGGUGUGGACGCACUCGGGCAGCCGGGCGCUGCAGGACCACCCGCGCAAUGUGCCCGACGACAUCCUGGCGCUUGUCGGCGACGGGCCGGGCAAGAACCCCGGGGUCAUCCAGUCGGUGUUCUACCCGCCGUUCAUCGGCCCGACGCCGGAGACGGCGAAUGUGUCCAGGGUUGCAGACCAUAUCGAGUAUAUCGCGCGGAUCGUGGGAAAGAAGCACGUCGGCAUCGCGUCCGACUUUGAUGGGAUGUAUGCUUCGGUGCAAGGGCUCGAGGAUGCGAGCAAGUACCCCGUCCUGGUGGCUGAGAUGCUGGCUAGGGGCUGGUCGGACGAAGAGGUGCUGGACUUGAUGGGGCGGAACCUGAUGAGAGUCAUGGAUGCGGUCGAUGCGGUCAAGGAGGAGUUGAAGUACGAGUUGCCCUCGACCGCCAUCUGGGAGAAGAGGAAGGAUCUGCCCGCGACUUGGGGUGAGGAGUACUACCCAUACGAGGUCCGGGACGCGAGGAAGAAGCUGCAAAUUGUGCACGACGAGCUCUAG